This is a messenger RNA of Python bivittatus (Burmese python), 3470 nucleotides long. It is a transcript of the gene DPCD, whose product is annotated as deleted in primary ciliary dyskinesia homolog (mouse). The record is from RefSeq and is a predicted model, not a curated record. Lineage: Eukaryota; Metazoa; Chordata; Lepidosauria; Squamata; Pythonidae.
UAGCAAAGCCGCAAGAUGGCUGGGCCAAGCUGGCUGGAGCGGUUGCGCGCGGCUCGCAAGACCGCCCUGCUCACGGAUGGUAAACGAAAAAUCCAUUACUUGUUUGAGGAUGGAAAGGAGAUGGCAGAAGAGUAUGACCUGAAAACACACCAGCUGCUCUUAAGAAAAUGGAGAGAGAAGAAUGCCCUGGGUGCAUAUGGCAACUGGGAGGUUGAAGUGGGAGAACCCAAAUUGUUUGCAGCAGGUGCAUUGGACCGUGAACUCAUAAAGGAGAGCAGUACCAAUCCUGUCUUUAUGCGAAAAGACACCAAUAGCAGUUUCCAGUGGCGGAUCCGAAACCUGCCAUAUCCUAAGGACGUCUACAGUGUUUCAGUAGAAAAGGAUCAGCGCUGCUGUGUGGUCCACACAACAAAUAAGAAGUACUACAAGAAAUUCACCAUUCCUGAUUUAGACAGAUUCCAGCUGCCUUUGGACAGCACUGCUUUGAGCUUUACUCAUGCCAACAAUACAUUGAUCAUCACAUAUCAAAAGCCAACAGAAAUACUGGCUGCAGAAGAGGAGCUGCAAAAAGAGCUAAAGAAGAUCAAAGCUGCUAAUAAUGGGGAAGGAGACUGCAAGACACAGUAGUCAACAAUUGCAGAAUGCAUUGUCUGUACAUAUUAAAUAAAUGUGCUGAACAGGGAUCAUUCAUUCAUUCUGUUUAUACCCUGCCACGAUUCUACAGGAGUCUGGGUGGAUUACAAACAUUAAAAUGUUGCAGUUGAAUAGUAUCUAAAAACCUAAAAUGAAACAAACUGGAAAACCCAAAAAUCCAGAAAGGACCUCUUAAGGAGGGAAUAUGCCACAGCCUCUAAGACUCCCAGCAGCACCUACUCUAGCUGCUGCAUUGACAAUCUUCUAGAUCCAGGGAAUAACACCCACCCACCCCUGACUACCCUCAGUGUGCUUCACAAGCUGCACUGGAUGCCAGUUUUUUUCCAGGUGCAAUUCUAGGUGCUUGUUAUGACCUAUAAAGCCUUACAUGGCACAAGGCCUGGUUACUGGAGGGACCAUGGUAUCACCUGUGGUGUCAGCCCAGCUGGCUCAAUCUGGCAAGGUUUAUGUGCUACAGGUUCCUUUGAUCAACCAGUGCUGUCUAUUGGGAUCUCAGAAGCAUGCCUUCUCUAUCAUGGUGCCUACACUCCAGAAUGGGGUUCCUCCUAAAACCCAGCAGGCUGCCACCCUGAUGGCAUUCUGGCAGGUCUUAAUGACUUGGCUGUUCUCUGAGGCUUCAGGCUAGGGUGGUUGGAGCCCCUUGCUGGGUGUAUGGUAUGUGUUGUUGACCAGAUGUGCCAUUUUGUUUAUUGCUAUGUCUUUUUCUGUAUUGUGUUGCUUUAUGCUUGAGCAGUCCAGAAUCAAUUGGAGUCAGACAGGGUCUACACUGAUAAAUACAUACCUGAAGCAACUGUGAGGGACAAGGGUCCAGACCACAGGUAACAGAGGACAUCCUAGAGAGCACCUAAAGAAUCCCAGUUAACCCGGCAAGACAUUUCAAUCAAAACUAGACAAUAUUGAGGCAGAGCCAAGAAAAUCUGAACAGCUUUAUGGCAAAGUGCUAUGCUAACUGGUCACAACAGCUAGGAGGAACCUCUUGCAAUUGGCUCUUUCCCCAAAGGGAAUUAACCAUCCUGAAAAUAGCUUCUGGAUGAUAGCCUGCCAAUACAAGAGAGGAGAAGUAGGAAUGCUUCACCUCUCUUAUAACUAUGGUACAGACUCAAAUCUGGGCAUAUACUUGUGCUCAGUUUCAUUCUUUGUAUUCCUCCACCUAUUUUCCAGGCAUUGCUGCCUAUGCUUCCAAUGGCACUCCAAAAACCAGGGGCCACCCAGGAUAAGCCAACAGAGAAUGGCUGCUCAGAAGCAAUUUCACUGAGGGCUCAAGUUGCCUCAUGUUGUUAGCAGUGAAUCAGGCACUCAGUAGACUCAUGUAUCAGAUUGUCAAGUGCCCACCAGAAACUAUCCAGAUCCAAAAGUGCCUGAGGUGGACCCUCUGAAUGGGCAUGACCAUGUGGAGGUCAUGAGUAGCCAUCAGUUGAAGCUAGACCAAGAAAUGAUCUGACCAUGACAAAGGGGUAAUGGUAAUACUUUCCAUAUCCAGGCUUCAACUGGUCUGAAGCAAAAACUAGGUGCAAUACAUGGCCACUAUGUGUAUUAGUCCAAAAUUACCUGGGACAAGCCCAUGGUUACCAUAAUAUGGCCAGUUAGUAUCUUCUGCCAUAUCACCCCUGGUCCAACACUGCUAGGAUAUAGCAGCUACACUCCCAUUCACACAACUUGCUCACCCCAUGUAAAAGCUGGUAUUAACUCAAUUCCCAAACUAAAACAUCACCUGUCACUCAACCUACUGAUGGAGUCAGCAACUAGGCAAACCACUCAACCAAACCCCUAAUCAACAUUUUGCAGUUUUACUUAGCAAACCGCUUCACUUAAUGACCAAGUUGCAGGUCCCAAUUGUGGUCGCUAAACGACUAGCUGUAAUUUUCAGCGCAUUCUAGUAUGCCUAUACAAGGUGAUGUGAAUAUAGUACACACAUACUUUCUCCCACUGUCUUGGGCACUACCUCCUUACUUCUCUGACCCUUACCCUUACUGGGGGUCAGUAUUUCUUCACUCCCCUUGGCUCUCACCUGAGAGACUGCCCCCUUCCAGUUAUAGGAGAACAAAUCACCCCUCUAGGCAGCAGCAGGAUAUCACCAGCAGGUGCAUCCAAAACACUGGCAUCAUAGGAGUUCCCCAGGAAACUACAUCCACCACCUCAGGCCUUGCAACACUGGACUACUAGUAGGUGUAGUCCCAAGGUCCCUUGUCCAACUCCCAGCAACCUGAAUGCCCCACAUUCUGCUCUGUGCCAACUGGCAACUCUCAAGUAUCUGAAUGGCUGAUUUAGGCAGAUGAUUAGAGACCUAAAAUCCCAACCUGCUGCCAGCCCACUGAGGCCCCUCAAUCUGGCCACUAUUGCCACCUUAAUGGAGGAGGGAACUCCUUCCUGGAAAGUCUCAAAUCUAGUCCUAAGUCCUAUCAAAUACCACUCUCCCUCCCUCCAGUCCAGUUCCACUACCCCCCUGUUGUUGUAGGUCUGGGAGAUAGAGAAUAACACAGUAGUUCUGUUCCAUUUCUGUCACUGUCAACAUUGCCAUAUCUGGAAUUUCUGAAGUCAAUUUCAGGGCCAACUCCUAGCAUCUGCUUUUAAAGUUUGUUUCCAAAAUUACAUAGCCACUUUCUUAUACUAUAGGAUGUGAUUUGUCUUAUAUUUUUAUUACUUAUCCUGAGGCCCUAUUAAGUUUAUCUCUUACAGCAUACCAGCAUUUGAACCACAGUGAUAACCCUAUGCAAAUAUUUUGUUUUAAAAUAAAAAGAUUUUCAUGAUAUUGUCCUUGUUUCCCAAUCCUUCAUGCAUGGAAGAAUAUCCAAAGUGUGUAAUCCAAUUUGUUCAUC